This is a messenger RNA of Polistes canadensis, 2088 nucleotides long. It is a transcript of the gene emei, whose product is annotated as transmembrane protein 161B. The coding region runs from base 286 to 1755 and encodes 489 amino acids. The record is from RefSeq and is a predicted model, not a curated record. NCBI's taxonomy places the organism in Eukaryota, Metazoa, Arthropoda, Insecta, Hymenoptera, Vespidae. The transcript has 11 exons.
UAAUUUGGAAUAACCUAGUCUAUCGCAUGCAAAGAACCUAAUGCGUACGGUACUAUGUGUCCACCAGCAUCUAACUAUUUAUAAAGUGAGCUGGUUGACCGCGUGUGCCGUUUAGAAUGGUGGAUUAUGCUUUACUGGAUCUAAAUCGAAGAUAAUUCAACUUUGUGUCUUUUAUGAUUGACUUAUUUCGUUGAAUAAAAACAUUACUUAAACCAUGAGACAAUCAUUUUUGUGAAAUUUAUAAAUUAAAUAUAUUUAGGAAUUAUCAUCAAAACACACACACACAUGGCUCUAUUAGGUGCACAACUUGUUAUCACUCUUAUUAUGGUCAGUGUCAUUCAAAAAUUAAGUCCACAUUUUUCAUUAGCUAGAUGGAUGUUAUGUUCCACCGGAUUGGAGCGAUAUUUGUAUCCAACUGAUCAACAACUUAGAAUCCUUGCUGGCGUACCCAAAGAAAAACAUAAAAAAGGUAAAAAUGUAGAAAACGGAAAGGUGGGAGAUGUAUUUCAUGUCCCUAGAAAUUUGGAUCUUACAUUAGAAAGUGCUAAGAUUACAGUACUAGACAUAGUUCAUUUAAAGUACUAUAUGGAGUAUCAAUGGUUAUUAGACUUCUCCAUUUAUGCUACUAUCGUAUAUGCAAUGACAGAGGUAUAUAAUUAUUUCUAUCCGAUUAAAGACGAAAUCAAUUUAAGCAUGCUCUGGUGCACGUUGGGAUUGGGUUUUGCAUUUAAGGUUUUACUUUCACUUUGGAUACGAUAUUUUAAGGGAGAAGAGAGCGUUGGUGAAAGAUCUACUUGCAUUGUUACCGGAUUCGCAUAUCUUCUUAUAGCUAUGAUGGUGUUAAUUGUAGAUGAAAACAAUCUUGAGAUUGGACUGGAUAAAGCGUAUACAAGCUUUAAUCACAGCGCCUCCUUGUUUUUAGACAAUCAAGGCCUUUCUUCUACGGGUCCUGCAUCUAAAAUCGUAGUUAAGUUCUUCCUUGCUUUGUGGUGUGGACUUCUUGGAUCUCUUUUUACUUUCCCAGGCUUAAGAGCAUCAAAAAUGCAUUGGGAUGCACUAAAAUAUUAUAAAAAUAGAAAACUAUUACUGCUAAUAGCAAAUAUAAGUUAUGCUUCACCACUUCUGUUAACAUGUCUAUGGAUUAAACCCAUAAGCAGAGAUUAUCUUACUGUUCGAAUUUUUACAGGAAUGAAUGGUCCACUGAUGACUGCUGCAACUUUCGAAAGCAUGAGAUUAAUCAUUAUUAUUCUAGCACUUGCAUUAAAAAUGAUUUUAAUGCCAAUGUAUUUGCAAUCCUAUUUAAAUUUGGCUUUACAAAAGUUAGAAAAUCAGAAAAAAGAAGCAGGAAGGAUAACCAAUGUAGAAUUGCAAAAGAAGAUAGCAGCUGUAUUUUAUUACUUGUGCGUAGUAGCAUUGCAGUUUAUUGUUCCAAUUAUUAUGUGUUUGUUCUUUACAUUUAUGUAUAAGACCCUUGGUAAUUAUACAUGGGAAGGUAUUAUUAAGGGUACGUUGGUUGAAGAAUGUCCAGCUGAUGAAUCACAUAAGAUUGUACAAAGUAUCAGUACAGAAACUAACGAAAAGACUGUAACGCAAACUGCUCAAGAAAUUCAACAUACAUUUGGUUCAUUAAAACAGAUAUUCACUAUCGAUGUAUAUAGAGGUUUGUUAGGAUUAGCCACAUGGUGGACUUGUUUUUCAUUGUUUGCUACCACAGCUAUGGGAAUGUUUUAUCAGUCAUACUUUUCAACCAUGUAAAAUCCCAUCAAACAAAUUAAUGUCACAACGCACAAAUUUACAUCGUUCCUCGCAUUAUACCCUCCAUAUUAUUAUUACAAAAUACAUUACAUUUAGAACUAUCUCAUAUCAAUAAAGAUACGUGUUUUUAGAUUGUACCUUCACUUUUUAGUGGGUAUAUAUAUUUACAUACAUAAUAUUGAUCGUAAUUUUUCGAUAAAACAGUAAUCGAUAUUGAUCGAUUAUUGUUUAACAAUAAGAUUUUAUAACGAUAUUAGCGAUAAGAACACGAAAAUUGUAAUACGAAAAUGUAGGAAAUAUGUAUGCUUCUUUCAGAAUAUUUACCAAAAUAAA